Messenger RNA from Erigeron canadensis, 1490 nucleotides. Its product is annotated as acetyl-CoA-benzylalcohol acetyltransferase-like. NCBI's taxonomy places the organism in Eukaryota, Viridiplantae, Streptophyta, Magnoliopsida, Asterales, Asteraceae. The record is from RefSeq and is a predicted model, not a curated record. The coding region runs from base 102 to 1367 and encodes 421 amino acids. The transcript has a single exon.
CUCCACAAAUACAAUUGGCUCUUCUCAUUUCUCUGUUUUUAUCUUGAGUCUUCUUUGAUACACUAUUUCAUCAAAAUAAACAAAUAUAUCUAACAUAAACCAUGGAGAUCAAGAUUCAAUCCACUCAGUUCAUAAAACCAUCCAAGUUAACCCCGGAAGUUUUUCGCGAUUUCAAGCUAUCUAUUCUAGAUCAAUUUGCUGCAUCUUCAUACAUAAACCAGGUCUUCUACUAUAAGACUAGUUGUAAAGUUGACAUCCCAGAUAUAUGUGGUCAACUGGUCAACUCUUUAUCUGAGAUACUAACUUUGUUCUACCCAUUAGCCGGAAGAAUCAGAGAAACCGAGCUAGAAGUUGACUGUAGUGAUCAAGGAGUCAAGUAUCUGGAAACUCAAGUUAGCAUAAGUUUGGAUAAAUUUUUUGAACUAGGUCCUAAGAUUGACCAUAUUAGACGACUUAUCCGUGCACCAGACCAAGAAAAAAGCGCGUUGUUAAUUGUCCAGGUGAACAUCUUUAAAUGUGGCUCACUUGUUAUUGGAGUGAGUGGUUCACAUAAAGUCACUGAUGCAUACAAUUUAGUCAGGUUUGUUAACGAAUGGGCUAGCUUGAACCGUACAGGGCAAACAAGUGGUGCCUUUUCUAUUUCUUUUGAUAAUUUAGAUUCUGUUUUCCCACCAAAAGAAAUUGAAUCAUUUGAGGACUCACCCGUUAUAGAUAAGUCACAAACCAAAAUAGUUACGAAAAGAUUUGUGUUUAAUGGGAGUAUAAUAUCAAAACUAAGAGCAAAGUCGGGUCCUAGAAAUCCUAGACAUAGUCGAGUAACCUUGGUGGCUGCAAUUAUAUGGAAGGCUAUUAUCUCCGUUGACCAAGUCAAAAGUGGGAGCCUUAGGAAUUCUGUCUUGGCCCCUGCGAUUAAUUUAAGGGGAAAGACAAGGUUACCGAUAUCUGAAAGCUCGUUUGGGAAUGUGUGGGUUCCUUACUCAAUUCGUUAUUUACAGAACGAAAUGGAACCCAAGUUUGAUAAUCUUGUGAAAUUGAUAGAAAACACAACAAGAGAUGUUAUCACACGUCUUUUAAAUGCGACUAGUGAAGAGAUAUGUAAAGAGGCAAUGGCAUGUUAUGCUGAAGUUGGUGAAGAACUAAAGCAGAACAAGUUUGCUAUAUUUACUAGUUGGUGUAACUUUCCGAUAUACAAUGCUGAUUUUGGUUUUGGUAAGCCGUGUUGGGUAAGUGAAGCGGGGCGUUCACUUGAUAUGGUAACGUUAAUGGAUGACAAACAUGGGGAUGGAAUUGAAGCAUGGGUGAGUUUGAAUGAGAAAGACAUGUCUGUGUUUGAACAAAAUGAGGACAUUUUAAGUGUAUUGUCUUAAAUGAUUUGAUUUGUAAGUGUGUACGUAGCUACGAAUCUUGAUUUUUAUUUUGUAACAUGAAACACGGCGAAUAAGUUGUUUGAGACGAUGAACACUUGAUCAGGUUUGAUUUUCUUGCCGUUA